This is a messenger RNA of Sebastes umbrosus (honeycomb rockfish), 1844 nucleotides long. Its product is annotated as lipopolysaccharide-binding protein-like. Gene Ontology annotation, molecular function: lipid binding. Bases 181 to 1602 code for a protein of 473 amino acids. Lineage: Eukaryota; Metazoa; Chordata; Actinopteri; Perciformes; Sebastidae. The transcript has 16 exons. The record is from RefSeq and is a predicted model, not a curated record.
ACACACACACACACGCACACACACACACACACACACACUCUCUCUCUCAUGAGUCAGAUGACAGUAAGUUUCACUUCUCAUGAAACCAGAGCUGCUGCAGAGAAACAGUGAAGACGCUUGUUCACUCUUUCAGCUUGGCAAACACACUUCAUCCUGCAGUAAUUCAGGCGACCCAGGAAAAUGCUUCCACUCGUGGUAGCAGUGCUCAUGCUCGUCUCCUCGUCUACCUGUGGAGAAAACCCUGCAGUGCAAGUCGUCCUGAAUAACAAAGGACUUCAGUACGGAAAGCAUGUGGGUGCAGGUUGGAUCCAGGACAGGUUGAAGCUCUUCUCUCUCCCUGAGAUCAGUGGUAAAGUCUUGGACAUACACUAUACACUAUCGGGCAUCAACAUAACACAGUGUGACUUCCCAGAGCCGUCUGUUGAGUUCUAUCAGAACAUCACAGGAUUCAAGACGUCCACCUCAGGCCUUAGUGUCGCAUUAGCCGGCGAGUGGGCGACACGCCUUGGCUUCAUACAUGACGGGGGAUCAUUCACCAUGGCUAUAUUUAGUCUGGAUGUGACCUCUGCAGUGGAGCUGGGGAAGGAUGCUGACGGGCAUCUGUCUGUCACCAGUCAACACUGUGAUGCUCGGGUCGGAGACGUGGACGUACGAUUUCGAGGUGGAGCCAGUUGGAUGUUCCAGCCUUUUGUGAAGUAUUUCAAGGGGCGUAUCAAGGGUGAAAUCGAGCGCUCACUCUGCUCUUAUGUGGAGAAAUCCAUUGCAAACUUGGAGUCCCACCUACAGGCCAUGAACGUUUCCUUUGAAGUGGGUCAAGACUUCACCUUUGACUUCCCUCUCACCGGUGCACCCGUUGUUGAUGCUUCAAGUAUGAAUCUGGGUCUCAAGGGAGAGUUCUACGAUAUCAAAUCUCACACGGAGCCUCCCUUCGUGUCCAAGCCGUUCACCAUGCCCCAGCAGCCGGGCUACAUGUUGUCUAUGGGUCUGUCUGAAUUCACCCUGAACUCGUACUUAUAUCGACUUUACUCAGCUGGACUGCUUCAGGUCCUCAUCACUGACAGCAUGAUACCUCCAUCCUUCCCUUUGCACCUGAAUACCAGCUCAAUGGGGCCUUACAUCCCUCAGCUUCCCAAGUUGUUUCCGGAUCUUCUGAUGACUCUGCUGGUUUAUGCCAGAGAGACGCCCAUGUUUUCCUUCCAGCCUGGUGUUGUAAAACUGGACUUUCAGGGCGUCGUGAAGGCGUCCGCCAUCCAGCCAAACGGUACCGAGACCCCCCUGUUCAAACUCAACGCUGACUUAAAGUCCAGCGGUAAAGUGUGGAUUGAUGGUGACAGACUGAAGGGCUCCAUGACGAUGGACAAUUUCACACUGACCCUGGCGUCGAGUGAAGUGGGAACCUUUCAGACUGUUCCUUUGGAAAAAUUAACGAAGACGGAACUGGAGCUAGGCUUUGCAAAACUGAACGCGAAAUUGGCCAACGGUUUUGUUUUACCCAGAAUGAAACACGCAGAGCUGGUCCACACAGUUCUGGGGGUGGAAGAGGGAUUUAUAGCCAUCUCUUCAGAUGCUCAGGUGUCGCUGACAGACAGAGGCUUCAACUGACAGACAAACAAGGACACCAUUCAGUAAACUAACUGGAUUUGUAUCUAUAUCUGACAACGUCAUGAUAAAAGCACCAGUGUGUUUAAAAGGCCAAGCUACAUAAUCAAAAUGUACAAAUCUACAGCCUUCAUGUCAAAUCAACAGUGAUUACGCCUGCAGUUCACCUUUAUAAAUGCAUAUAAAGGGGUAUUAAGCCUCAAACCUGAUCUUUUUUCACACAAUCCAGUAUAAAAACUAUUUUU